AUGUUUCGUCGCAAGACUUCCACGCAAACCGAACAAGAGAUUAACGACGCAAAGAUCAAAGAGCUUAAAGCUCUCAUAGGUCAGCUCUCUGGAAGAAGCUCACUAUAUUGCUCAGAUGCAUGCCUCAAGAGAUAUCUAGAAGCUAGGAGUUGGAAUGUAACCAAAGCCAAGAAGAUGCUUGAGGAGACUCUCAAAUGGAGAUCCACUUUCAAACCUGAGGAGAUCAGAUGGAAUGAUGUUUCAGGAGAAGGUGAGACUGGGAAAAUCUACAAAGCUGGAUUCCAUGACAGAAGUGGAAGAACAGUGCUUAUCAUGAGACCUGGCUUGCAGAACACAAAGUCCUUAGACGAUCAGAUGAAACAUUUGGUGUAUCUACUUGAGAAUGCAAUUCUGAAUCUGCCAGAGGAUCAAGAACAGAUGUGUUGGCUUAUUGAUUUCACUGACUGGACACUGAGCACAAGUGUUCCUAUUAAGUCUGCUAGAGAAACUAUCAAUAUACUUCAGAAUCAUUACCCUGAGAGAUUAGCUGUUGCUUUCCUCUACAAUCCUCCAAGGCUCUUUGAAGCAUUUUGGAAGAUUGUGAAGUACUUUGUGGAUGCAAAGACAUUCUCCAAGGUGAAGUUUGUGUACCCAAAGAACCAAGAGAGCGUGGAGCUGAUGAGUUCGUUUUUCGACGAGGAGAAUCUCCCAACGGAGUUUGGAGGGGAAGCUUUGUUGCAGUAUAACCAUGAAGAGUUCUCCAAGCAGAUGAACCAAGACGAAGUUAAAACUGCAAACUACUGGGGAUUGUUGGUUGAGAGUAACAAUGGGUUCUCUGGAGCAGAGAUUGCUCCUGAGCCAAUCCAAACCAACCCUUGA
This is a messenger RNA of Microthlaspi erraticum, 858 nucleotides long. The record is from the annotation of a GenBank genome assembly. Lineage: Eukaryota; Viridiplantae; Streptophyta; Magnoliopsida; Brassicales; Brassicaceae.